Messenger RNA from Naegleria gruberi, 369 nucleotides. RefSeq lists its product as uncharacterized. Gene Ontology annotation, cellular component: nucleus. Gene Ontology annotation, molecular function: DNA binding. Bases 1 to 369 code for a protein of 122 amino acids. The transcript has a single exon. The record is from RefSeq and is a predicted model, not a curated record. Gene Ontology annotation, biological process: DNA repair; DNA recombination; DNA replication. NCBI's taxonomy places the organism in Eukaryota, Heterolobosea, Eutetramitea, Acrasida, Naegleriidae.
AUGAGCAACAACGAUAUUCAGCCAUACCAACCAGUCUCUUACCCAUACGUCAAUGCACAAACCUUGAGAAAUUAUAUCGGCAAGGAAGUAACCUUGAUUGGUAGAGUUGUUUCACUUGUUAGCGAUUCCGAUGUUUUUGAUGUUUUAACUCACGAAGGUACAGUCACAAUUUACCACAAUAGUCCAGUCUCUUUUGAUGAGAACGCAUUUGUUAUGAUUAGAGGACAAGGUGAAGAUUUGAAUGGUUCUCCUUCUUUGCGAUCAACAUUUGCUCAACAAUUACACACAACCACUGAUUUGGAUAUGGAAGUUUUUAACAAUUUUAUUCUCUUGGCCGAAGGAAAAUUCAGAGAUUUAUUCUAUGAUUAG